ACGGACUGGUGCCACGUUUCCCAUACCCACUUAUUUCUAACAUCACAAUUGCCCCUUAGAAUCAGGCCGGGUUAAUUAGGAUUAGAGCAGUUAUGGUAAUACAUCGUAUCCGUCCAAUGAGCGGAGUGACCCGAAAACUCAGGUGCAGUGUAGACGGUUUUUUAUUGAUGUUGAGGUCAAUACGCUCAUAAACGUGGCACCACCGGCCUGAUGCAGGCUAUAGCAAGAUGGCUUUCCUAUGCCCAGUCAGAAUCCGACGGAACAAGAAAAAGAAAGGGUCAGGGGGGUAUGUGUCGGAGGGGGAGGAGAAGGUGGUGCGGGCUCCUGGGCUCGGUCGCAUCACAGGCUCUGCUUCCAUAGAGACGCUGGUGCGGGUUGGCUUGGAGAAGGAGGCUGGCCUCUCGCCCGACAGCAAGAUGGUUGUCCUACAUGACUUCACGCCCUGCGUUGAUGAUGAACUGGAAGUGAAGAGGGGUAGUGUUGUAAAUGUACUUUAUCAGGAAAAUGACUGGGUAUACGUUAUCGCGGAGCAUGGCCAACAGGAAGGCUUCAUCCCUCACUCCUACUGCGCACCAUUCGGGUCACAGCUCGGGGAACUUACCAUGAACCAUAAAAAAAAAAUGCCUCGUGAACAUAACUCAUUGGAAGGAGGAGGCGGAGGUGGCCUUGAUACAGACCACAACACUACAAUAGGUACUAUCAACUCUGGAGGCACAGAUAAUCCAGGACUGGUGGGAUCAGAUAAUGAGAGUUAUGGAGGGAAAUUAAUAGGCAGUCCGCCCAAUAGAACUUCAGAUUCUUCUAUCCAAAGUGGCACGGCUACACCGGACAUUCAUCCGUUUUUCAAGGAUCCUGCUGGCAGGUACAUUGUCUUAUACACCUUUAUUGCACGUGAUGAAAAUGAUGUGAGUGUAGAGCGUGGAGAGUUCGUAACUGUACUCAACCGUGAAGAUCCUGAUUGGUACUGGGUUCUAAGAUCAGAUGGACAGGAAGGUUUUGUUCCAUCUGGAUUUGUCUAUCCAGCGGAUGUAAUACAAGAUCACCUGGAUCAAGGUGGGGGUACAACUGGUGGCGGGGUGAUGGUGGGCACGAUACAUGGCUUAGGUAGCGUCGGGGGGCACCAGUUGGGCUAUGGGGCCUCCCAGCAUCAUAUAAAUCCUGGGAACAGCGACGACCUUCGGUUUCAUGGCUCGGAACUUGUCAUGCUCUAUGAUUAUAAGGCACAAGCCCCAGAUGACUUAUCAGUGCGUCGAGGAGACUGGAUCUAUGCUGACUUGAACAAUCAGACUGUAGAUGGAUGGCUGUGGGCAUAUGCUCCAAAGACUCGAAAGUAUGGCUUUAUACCAAAGGCUUACGCUCGGCCUCCUGCGAUGACAUCCCUAUAGAAAUAAAACAGGUGAUGUGUACAUAGUUCUCUGUGAAGCUGACUGUGUUUGUGAUUUCUGUACUAGAUAAUCAAGAUCAAAUCAGGGUCAGUGUUGCCUAAUGUACAGAUGGCAGCCCUUAAUGGUGCCUAGUGUACAGAUAGCAGCUCUCAGUGGUGCCUUCAGAGCUGCAUAAUGUAUAGUUAAUAACUGCAGUGGUGCCUUCAGAGGUGCAUAGUGUACAGAUGGCAGCUUUCAGCAGUGCCUAUUGUACAGUUGGCACCCACUUUUCAGAGACACCCCCCUCACAAAAUGACUGGUUACAGUAAUCUGUCUCGAACAGUAUUGUAUAGAAAAAUAUAUUUAUCUGUUUAUACCCUAAUCUCAUUUAUGCUACUCACGAUUAUUUAAAUACACAUAGGAUACAUCAUUCAUUGUAAGCUGAACAUGAAAUUUGGUGUUGAAAAUGCCACCUGUGCCAAAUAUAAAGUCAACUCAUUCAUUUUUAAUCUUUUCUUAUAGAUGUACUGUGUUUUUUCUUUAGCUUUUAUAUAUUUGUACAUGAUAUUGUUAAUUUUUUACCAUUCAAGUUAAUUGUAAUAUAUUUAGUAUUUUCUAAUUUAUUUUUUCUUUUAUACUGAUCAAUAAAUGAGGUGACAGCUGUCCACAUGUGGAAGAUGAAUCUGUUGGAUUUGUUGUAGUUUAUGUGAGACUUUGUGUACCUUUUCUACCCCAUUAAAUUGGGAAUUGAUUAAGGUUGACAGAAAGAAUGGCAGCCAUGGUAAUUUCUUGUCCUUGUCAGUGACAUGACAGCACUUUACUUGAGAUGAGACUACAGUUCUAAGUUGAGAAUGAACCAUAUUAUUAAUUAUUUAAAGAUUGUCUGUAUAUGUGAAUGAAUAUAUUGUUGUAAAUGAGCUGGACUUCUCUCGGCUUCAAAAUUUGUAUUAAGAUGAAGCUGUGAUUUAA
Molecule: messenger RNA, 2333 nt
Organism: Procambarus clarkii (red swamp crayfish)
Lineage: Eukaryota; Metazoa; Arthropoda; Malacostraca; Decapoda; Cambaridae
Gene: Dlish
Product: Dachs ligand with SH3s
Molecular function (GO): protein binding
Source: RefSeq, a predicted model, not a curated record